Carica papaya (papaya) is the source of this 1144-nucleotide messenger RNA. The record is from RefSeq and is a predicted model, not a curated record. NCBI's taxonomy places the organism in Eukaryota, Viridiplantae, Streptophyta, Magnoliopsida, Brassicales, Caricaceae.
AUGGAUCACUCUUCUUUUUUCAUACAGAACAUAGAUAAAUCAUUUAAUCUUCAUCAUCAAGAUAAGGUGCUCGAUAUAUCUGCGGGAUUCUUGCAACAUCUUGCUGGUGAUUCAUUAGUUCCUGAAUCUAUUGGUAGGAACUGCCUUGAAGAUGCCAAGGUUCUGCAACAGCUGGAUAAGAAAUUCAUCCCAGUUGUCGCUGGUGGAACACUUGCUGUUAUUGAUCAGCACGCAGCAGAUGAAAGGAUUCGGCUUGAAGAACUUCGUCAGAAGGUUUUAUGUGGGGAAGAGAAGAAAGUUGCCUAUUUGGAUGCAGAACAAGAGCUGAUUUUGCCAGAGAUAGGGUAUCAAUUACUGCAGAAUUAUUAUGAUCAUGUAGAAGAUUGGGGUUGGAUAUGCAAUGUUCAUGUACGAGGCUUGGAGUCCUUCAAGAAGAGCUUAAAUGUUCUCCACAAGCAGCGAAACAUUGUCAUGCUUCUGGCGGUGCCCUGCAUUUUAGGUGUGAACUUAACUGAUAUAGAUCUUCUGGAAUUUCUUCAGCAGCUGGCUGAUACAGAUGGAUCGUCAACGAUACCUCCAUCUGUGCUUCGAGUUCUUAAUUCUAAAGCAUGCAGAGGUGCAAUUAUGUUUGGAGAUUCUCUGCUGCCGUCAGAAUGUUCAUUAAUCAUUGACGAGUUGAAACGAACAUCACUUUGUUUCCAAUGUGCUCAUGGGCGACCUACCACAGCUCCUCUUGUCAGCAUGGAGGCACUGCAUAUGCAGAUAGCUAAGCUUGGUUCUAGUGAGGCUUGGCAUGGGUUGCAUCGUCAUGAAGUCAGUCUUGACCGUGCAAUAAUGCGGUUAAGUGCUGCUAGAGGUUCUUGUUGAGAUAUCAGAUGUUACUCCUCCGGACAUCCAUGCUUAGAUGCAGUUAUAAUAGUUGUCUAUUACAUUUUUACAUUGUAAAAUCAUUUGUGUAUCAUGUAUAGCCUGUUUUAGUAUUCAAGCAUACAAAGAUCAUGCUAUUGUUCAUAGAGGAUGGUGUCAUUAAAAAUUGACAAGAGUGUUAGAGAGGAAGAGAGGAAUAUUAUGAGAUUUUCUUUCUUGGUGAUAGUGAGAAGUAACUUUUUCCAUCAACUCCCCUUAAGUUAGAAGGUAUUGUUUA